This is a messenger RNA of Ictalurus furcatus (blue catfish), 1512 nucleotides long. RefSeq names its product proteasome 26S subunit, non-ATPase 7 (gene psmd7). Bases 123 to 1103 code for a protein of 326 amino acids. Gene Ontology annotation, biological process: proteasome-mediated ubiquitin-dependent protein catabolic process. Gene Ontology annotation, cellular component: proteasome regulatory particle; proteasome complex. The record is from RefSeq and is a predicted model, not a curated record. NCBI's taxonomy places the organism in Eukaryota, Metazoa, Chordata, Actinopteri, Siluriformes, Ictaluridae. Gene Ontology annotation, molecular function: metallopeptidase activity; protein binding. The transcript is spliced from 7 exons.
UACAAUCUUCGCCCGGCGCAAGCAGCGUUUCCUCUGAUUGACUUAACGCCCGCUAUUGAGGAAAGCGCUUCUGUCAUUUUUGUAAAUAAAUAAAUAUAUUUUUUUGUAUUACGUUGCUCAAAAUGCCGGAUUUGGCGGUAGAAAAAGUUGUCGUCCAUCCCUUGGUCCUGCUGAGUGUUGUAGAUCAUUUUAACAGAAUUGGAAAAGUCGGAAGUCAGAAACGGGUCGUAGGUGUGCUGCUCGGCUCGUGGCAUAAAAAGAUUCUCGAUGUGUCCAACAGCUUUGCAGUGCCUUUUGAUGAAGACGAUAAGGACGACUCUGUGUGGUUCCUGGACCACGACUACCUGGAGAACAUGUAUGGAAUGUUCAAGAAAGUCAAUGCAAGAGAAAGGAUAGUCGGCUGGUACCACACUGGUCCAAAACUGCACAAGAACGAUAUUGCAAUCAACGAGCUCAUGAAGCAGUACUGUGCCAACUCGGUUUUAGUCAUUAUUGAUGUCAAACCCAAAGACUUGGGCCUGCCAACUGAAGCCUACAUCUCUGUGGAGGAAGUGCAUGAUGAUGGAACGCCGACGUCAAAAACAUUCGAGCACGUUACCAGUGAGAUCGGAGCCGAAGAAGCCGAGGAAGUCGGAGUGGAGCAUUUGCUUCGAGACAUCAAGGACACCACCGUAGGCACGUUGUCUCAGCGCAUCACCAAUCAAGUCCACGGUCUGAAAGGCCUCAACUCCAAGCUGUUAGACAUCAAGAGCUACCUGGAGAAGGUGGCUACAGGAAAGCUGCCCAUCAACCAUCAGAUCAUCUACCAGCUGCAGGACGUGUUCAAUCUGUUACCAGACGUCAACCUGCAGGAGUUCAUCAAGGCCUUCUAUCUCAAGACCAACGACCAGAUGCUGGUGGUCUACCUGGCCUCGCUCAUCCGCUCCGUGGUGGCCCUCCACAACCUCAUCAACAACAAGAUCGCAAACCGCGACGCCGAGAAGAAAGAGGGUCAGGAGAAGGACGACAGCAAGAAAGAGAAGAAAGAAGACAAGGAGAAGGACAAGGAGAAGGACAAGGGUGACUCUGCGGCGAAGAAAGACGACAAAAAGGAAAAGAAAUGAACUUUAAAAUCCUGAAAUGGACUGACACCAUCUUGGCUGAAAUGACGAUGUUUGGGUUUCUUCUCUUUUCCUGCAGGUUUAGUCAAGUCUCAGCUCUCUAUUUCGGUAGAGAACGUUAAAGGAGGCUUUCUGCUUUUUCUAUCCAUAUUAAAAGCACCCAUCUACUAUCACUAUAAAAAUGCCCCAAAACCAGAUACGUUGCAUAUUUUAUUGAUAAUAUCGAUGAUUUACAUUGUUUUUUUUUUUUUGUCACUACAUGCAUACAAAAAUGUGCAUAAUGUUGCAUAUUCAUUAAACAUACCUCCUAAAGAACUUUUUCAUUCAAUCGUAGUCUUGGAGAGAGAAAAAAAAGCAUUUCAAGGAACACAAAAAAGCAGAAAGUCACAAAUAAACUGUAAUAGAUGUUUUC